Molecule: messenger RNA, 2731 nt
Organism: Myotis daubentonii (Daubenton's bat)
Lineage: Eukaryota; Metazoa; Chordata; Mammalia; Chiroptera; Vespertilionidae
Gene: FOXJ1
Product: forkhead box J1
Biological process (GO): regulation of transcription by RNA polymerase II
Cellular component (GO): nucleus
Molecular function (GO): DNA-binding transcription factor activity, RNA polymerase II-specific; RNA polymerase II cis-regulatory region sequence-specific DNA binding
Source: RefSeq, a predicted model, not a curated record
GAGGGAGGCAAAAGGAGGGAGUUCCAAGAGUUACCGCCGGAUAGAGUGGCAAGAGCCCGCGGUCACCUUGGAGACGUGCUGACCAAUGGCAGCAGCGAAAGCUGUUUAUGGGGGCGGGGCGUCGCCAUGGCAGCAGGAGAAGCCUUUGGAGCGGCUACUUAAUGCGGGUCCCGGGCCGCGGGCGUUCAGAGAGGCGCCUUCAGGCUGGGGGGACGACGAGGGGUGCUGGCGGGGCCCUCAAGCUGAGGGCAGAGAGCCGCGGGGGUGGUGGUAACUUCUUCCAGAACCUUCCUUUAGCCCGGGCUGCGCUCUGAGCCAGGCCCCACGUUCGCAUUCGGAGGAGGCGACCCCCAGGUCGCGGGAUGGAAGCGCGCGUCCGGGAGGCGGUGUAACUGGAGCCGCGGGAGUCAGCGGGCCGGAGAGCGCGGCGGGCCACCGGGGCUCAGCCGUGGGUGCUGACCGCCCCUUCGGAGCGUCCCCGCAGACAUGGCGGAGAGCUGGCUGCGCCUCUCGGGCGCAGGGGCGGCGGAGGAGGCGGGGCCGGAGGGCGGCCUGGAGGAGCCGGACGCCCUGGAUGACAGCCUGACCAGCCUGCAGUGGCUGCAGGAGUUCUCCAUUCUCAACGCCAAGGCGCCCACCCUGCCCCCGGGGGGCACCGACCCCCACGGCUACCAUCAGGUGCCGGGCUCGGCGGCGCCGGGGUCCCCCCUGGCGGCGGACCCCGCCUGCCUGGGGCAGCCGCACACGCCGGGCAAGCCCACAUCCUCGUGCACGUCCGGGAGCUCGCCCUCGGGGCUACAGGCUCCGCCCCCCGACGACGUGGACUACACCACCAACCCGAGCGUGAAGCCGCCCUACUCGUACGCCACGCUCAUCUGCAUGGCCAUGCAGGCCAGCAAGGCCACCAAGAUCACCCUGUCCGCCAUCUACAAGUGGAUCACAGACAACUUCUGCUACUUCCGGCACGCUGAUCCCACCUGGCAGAAUUCCAUCCGCCACAACCUGUCCCUGAACAAGUGCUUCAUCAAAGUGCCGCGCGAGAAGGACGAGCCGGGCAAGGGCGGCUUCUGGCGCAUCGACCCCCAGUACGCCGAGCGCCUGCUGAGCGGGGCCUUCAAGAAGCGGCGGCUGACCCCCGUCCACAUCCACCCGGCCUUCGCCCGCCAGGCCGAGCAGAAGCCCAGCGCCGCGCCCUGGGCCGGGCCCCUGGCCGUGAACACCGAGGCCCAGCAGCUGCUGCGGGAGUUCGAGGAGGCCACCGGGGAGGUGGGCUGGGGUGCGGGCGAGGGCAGGCUCGGGCACAAGCGCAAACAGCCGCUGCCCAAGCGGGUGGCCAAGGCGCCCCGGCCCCCCAGCGCCCUGCUGCUGACCCCGGAGGAGCAGGGCGAGCUGGAGCCCCUCAAAGGCAACUUUGACUGGGAGGCGGUCUUCCACUCCGGCGCCCUGGGGGGGGAGCUGGGCGCGCUGGAGGCCCUGGAGCUGAGCCCCCCGCUGAGCCCCGCCUCGCACGGGGACGUGGACCUCACUGUCCACGGCCACCACAUCGACUGCCCGGCGACGUGGGGGCCCUCGGUGGAGCAGGCUGCCGACAGCCUGGACUUCGACGAGACCUUCCUGGCCACGUCCUUCCUGCAGCACCCGUGGGACGAGAGUGGCAGCGGCUGCCUGCCCCCCGAGCCCCUCUUCGAGGCCGGGGACGCCACCCUCGCUGCCGACCUGCAAGACUGGGCCAGUGUGGGCGCCUUCUUGUAAGAGGCCGGGCCCCGCCCCCACCUGCGGACAGCACCCAAGUCAGGGCCCAGACUGCCCCCCAACACAGGCCCAUGGAACCCCACUGCCCAGACAGGGGCUGGGCCACGCCUCCCGAGCUGGCACCACGGGGCCACACAUCCCCCAGCCUGGGCUGCCCUCGGAUUCCAGCCCCGGAGGCUGAGAACUGGGGCUCAGGACCAGUGACUCGCUGCCUCCCCUCCCGGCCCCAUACACACAGUGUUUCAUUGACCCUCAGCUGCCCUGCCCCAGGGACCAGCUAAUAGCCCUGCGCCGUGAGCGCUGCGGCCUGAGGGGCCCUGGCGGGCUGGGCCGGGGAGCCAGAGGACAGGGCCCACCUGGGCACUUUGGCUUCAAAAGGUUCUCCUUCCUCCAUCCUCCCCCUCUCCCCCGCCAGGUCUCUAUCCAGAGAAGAUUCCCAGGUACAGCAAAUGCUAAUUAGGUGGCUGCAAAUUAACCCCCCGAGGCCUCUCUGGGCAAAGCCUCCCAGGACCAGCGGGCAGUAGGCAGCGGAGCUGGGAGGGCGGAGAGGAGAGAGGUGAGGUCCGGGCGCCCAAGGGGCAGGCAGUCUUCUCCUGGCCCAUCUCCACAGGGGGCAGGGGCGAGGUGGGAAACCCCUAAUUUUUGAGCCCGACUGGAGGCUGACAGUAGUGAGGAGUUGGGGUUCUGGGGAGUUGGGGGCAGGGGUAGCCAAGCUGCAGGGGGGAGGGGAAGACAGACUAACGUAGUGAGUGUCACUAUAGCUGAGGUUUAACCGGGAGGGAUGCCCAGCUUGCUAGAACCACUGGGGCCAGGAAGGGGUGGGGGUCGCCCGUGCCCCCCCUGCACUUGUGGGAGGGAGUGUCUCACCCCCCCCCCCGCCAGCGCCCCAGGCUGCAUCCCAAAUCCAGCCUCCUGCCCCACGGGGCAAUUUAACCUUUUUCAUGGAAAGUUAUUUACAAUAAAUUUUUUUUUUGAAAAU